GAGUCAUUCGGCCUCGGUGGAGGUCCGGGCAGCUGCAAAUCCUCGGCUCUGAUCCAGGCCACAGAUUCCAGGGUUCUACAACUAGGAAGCACCUUAGACAUCAGGGCAGGGCAGGCAGGAGCCAGGAGAGUCGCUACAAUGACUUCAGCAGUACUGGUGGACAUCCAAGAGGAGGUGACCUGCCCCAUCUGCCUGGAGCUCCUGACAGAACCCCUGAGCAUAGACUGUGGCCACAGCUUCUGCCAAGCCUGCAUCACACAGAAUAGUGACAAAUCAAUGAUCAGCCAAGAAGGAGAAAGCAGCUGUCCUGUGUGCCAGACCACUUACUGGCCUGGGAGCCUCCGACCUAAUCGGCAUCUAGCCAACAUAGUGGAGAGGCUCAGAGAGGUAGUAUUGGGCCCGGGGAAGCAACUGAAAGUAUUUAUUUGUGCUGACCAUGGAGAGAAACUCCAGCUCUUCUGUAAGGACGAUGGAAAGGUCAUUUGCUGGCUUUGCGAGCGUUCCCAGGAGCACCGUGGUCACCACACAUUCCUCAUGGAGGAGGUUGCCCAGGAGUACCAGGAGAAGUUCCAGGAGUCUCUAAAGAAGCUGAAGAAAGAGCAGGAGGAAGCUGAGAAGUUGAAAGCUUUUAUCAGAGAGAAGAGGUUGUCCUGGAAGAAUCAGAUGGAACCUGAGAAACACAGGAUCCAGACAGAGUUCAAUCAACUGCGAAGCAUCCUGGACAGAGUGGAGCAGCGGGAACUGAAGAAGCUAGAGGAGGAAGAGAGGAAGGGACUGAGUAUUAUAGAAAUGGCUGAGGAUGAUCUGGUUCACCAGAGCCAGUCACUGAGAGAACUCAUCUCAGAUCUGGAGCGUCGAUGUCAGGGGUCAACAAUGGAACUGCUGCAGGAUGUGAGUGAUGUCACAAAAAGGAGUGAGUUCUGGACUUUGAGGAAGCCAGAAGCUCUCCCCACCAAGCUGAGAAGUAUGUUUCGAGCCCCAGAUCUGAAAAAGAUGUUGCGAGUGUUUAGAGAGCUCACAGAUGUCCAAAGCUACUGGGUGGAUGUGACUCUGAAUCCACACACGGCUAAUUUAAAUCUUGUCCUGUCUAAAAACCGGAGACAGGUGAGAUUUGUGGGUGCUAAGAUGUCUGGGCCUUCUUGUCUGGAAGAGCAUUUUGACUGUAGUGUCCUGGGCUCCCAGCAUUUCUCCUCAGGAAAGCACUACUGGGAGGUAGAUGUGGCCAAGAAGACCAACUGGAUCCUGGGAGUGUGCAGCCAUUCAGUGGGAGCUACAUUCUCUUUCAACCAGUUUGCUAGCAAGCACAAUGCUUACUCCAGAUAUCAACCUCAGAGUGGAUACUGGGUGAUUGGGUUACAGCAUAAACAUGAAUACAGGGCCUAUGAGGAUGCUUCCGCUUCCCUGCUCCUCUCCAUGACAGUGCCCCCUCGCCGUGUUGGGAUUUUCUUAGACUAUGAGGCUGGCACUGUCUCUUUUUAUAAUGUCACAAACCAUGGCUUUCCCAUCUACACUUUCUCUAAAUAUUACUUCCCCACCACCCUUUGUCCAUAUUUUAAUCCUUGCAACUGUGUAGUUCCAAUGACCCUGCGCCGUCCAAACUCAUGAACAUUCUGCUGUUCGCAUCCACAUCUGAUCAGUACCCUGAUUUUC
This is a messenger RNA of Carlito syrichta (Philippine tarsier), 1650 nucleotides long. RefSeq names its product tripartite motif containing 6 (gene TRIM6). Gene Ontology annotation, molecular function: zinc ion binding; protein binding. The record is from RefSeq and is a predicted model, not a curated record. Bases 139 to 1605 code for a protein of 488 amino acids. NCBI's taxonomy places the organism in Eukaryota, Metazoa, Chordata, Mammalia, Primates, Tarsiidae. The transcript has 8 exons.